GUCUUCAUCUAGGAAAGCCUUUUGUCUGAGUUCCGGCAACUCUGAACCGCAGAGGACGGCGGUCGCUUCGUGUAUUUAGACAGCUCCUAAAUUUGGUGUAAUCACCGCCACAUUUGGCUAGAAUAUCGGGCAAUCCCAUCUGAUUCUCUUUGCAAAUUUGUCUCAUUUUGCUGUGUACGAUCCUUCUAGAGUACUUUCUGAAUCAUUCUGCUGAACAGCUAGGGUUAUAUAACCAGGAGGGGUGAGAGUAGGGAUUUGUGUGGGAAGUAGUUCAAACUAUGAAAGGGAAAUGGAGGGUUUGACUGGUAGUGGUAGGAAGAUGCAGAAGCUUCAAUCAUCCCCAGCUCCAAAGCCUCAGAGCAUUUCGGAUGUUCCCAUGUUCAGUGGUUCUCAAAUGGGUGGCCCAAUGAAUCCUUUUUCGAGGAAUUUGAGUCAUGAGAAUAAUAGUAAGAGACCUGGGAUACCUCCGUCGCAUCCGAAUAACUCUGGUUCCAUGCCAUAUUCACAGAUCAUGGGUUCUCGUCCAAAUUCUCAGCAAUUGGAUUCACAGAAUUUGAAGCAAGGGCCUGGUCAUUCUAGGUCGUUGUCUCAGCCGACGUUCUUUUCCCUUGAUUGCUUGCCUCCUUUGAGCCCUUCUCCUUAUUGGGAGCCGUCCGUGUCAUCUCUCUCCGAUCCUACCUCUACCGAUGUGUCCAUGGAGGAGAAGGUUGUGAAUUCUAGAGGAAAGCCACUUCCUUCUCCUGUUGCAAGAGGCAGUAAUGAAUUUAGAGCUGGUGAGAGCUUACCUCCCCUUAGAGGACAUAGGCGGUCCAGCAGUGACAUUCCAUUGGGAUUUUCUGCCAUGAUUCAUUCUUCGCCUCAGUUGAUACCUAUUGGGACACGAGGAGCACUGGAUAGGUCGGUUUCGGGAAGGGAGAAUUUGGGGGUAGAGAAACCCAUUCAGUUGGUGAAAAAGGAAUCUGAGUGGAGUAAGGAUGGCAAUAGCAAUGCAGAUGGGUUAGGUGAGAAGAAAUCUGAAGGAGAGGUUGAUGAUUUUUUCAGUGCAUACAUGAAUUUGGACAAUAUUGAUACAUUGAACUCAUCUGGUACGGAGGACAAGGACUUGGAUAGCAGAGCCAGUGGCGCAAAGACAAAUGGGUGUGAAAGCAGUGAUAAUGAAGUAGAGAGCAGAGUAAAUGGAUAUCCAAUCAACAUGCAGGGGACAAGCAUUUCCACAGAGAGGAGAGAAGGAGUCAAGAGGAGUGCUCCUGGAGAUAUAGCUCAGACGUCAAGGCACUACAGAAGUGUUUCAAUGGAUAGUUAUAUGGGAGACCUGCAAUUUGACGAUGACUCACUGAAGGUUCCUCUGCAAAAUCAAAUGGUUCAAGGAUCUCCUGGUGAUUCAAUGGAUGCAAAUUUGACCAAGUCCAACUUUGUGCUCGGUAAUGAUGGUUUCAGUGCAUCUGAGAUGAAAAAGAUCAUGGAAAAUGAGAAACUUGCAGAGAUGUUAUCGGUUGACCCUAAGCGUGUCAAAAGGGUUCUGGCUAAUCGUCAGUCAGCUGCUCGUUCUAAGGAGCGCAAAAUGCGACACAUUGCUGAGUUAGAACACAAGGUGCAAACCUUGCAGACGGAGGCAACCACAUUAUCCGCCCAGCUAACAGUGUUGCAGAGGGAUUCAGCAGGGCUGACAACAGAGAACAAUGAGUUAAAAUUCCGACUUCAGGCCAUGGAGCAACAAGCCCAAUUGAAAGAUGCUUUAAAUGAGGCAUUAGCUGCAGAACUCCAGCGACUGAAGCUUGCUGCUUCCGAACUUGGUGGAGAAGUUCAACUCUCAAACCACAUGCUGCAACAGCUUUCCCUCAGUAAUCAAAUGUUCCGAUUUCAGCCACAGCAGCUGAAUGCUUAUCAGACACAACAGCCAGAACACCAACAACCACUGCAGCAAGCUCAAUCUCAACAACCAGCUCCAAAUAAUCAGUCUGAAACCAAGAAACAGAAUGGUGAACCUAGUGCAAAUGAGUCCAAUUGAUAAGCCGGCCAAGUCAACCCCAGGUCUCCAUGCAUUUGCAUAAUUGCAUUGCAAUAUCCAAACUGCAUUUCAUAUAGUUUUCCAUCAUAUACAUACAACCUCCUACAUCCGUAUAUUUAAGCAUAUUUUUUCAUUUAUUUUAGCAAGUACUUGACCAUUGUUUUGUCUGUUGUGUUCAUUGUCUUGCAAACUGGCAUGGACAGACCAACUGCAUGUUUCUAUAAACUAUUAAAUAGUAUCAUCAUUCUUAGAUGCAUUACCAAACAUUUUGAGUUCAUUUCUUCCAUAUUUGCAUUAGUGAUGAGAUGUGCCCUGUAAUCCAGCAUCAGCAUGUUUGGUCCCGGAAAUUUGAAGCCCAUAAAUAUAGCCCACUGACAAACAGUCCCCACACGUACCAAACGAACCCACCCAACAAUAACAACUUGGCUUGUUCUGUGUUUCAAAUAAUGCGGCCAAUGACUUUUGUCCCUGUUUCCAAAGAGUACCAGAAGGGAAUAUAGCAAACGCAGUACAUCAUAUGGCCCAUGGCGUGUCGUAGUUGAUUCGAUCACGAUUUAUGGUUCGAUGAUGGUGAACCUUUUGUUUGUGGUAAUAAUAAUAUAAUGAGAAAAUAAAAAAAGAGGAGAGAUAAGUCGGACUCUUCACAUAGUUGGUUUCGUGAAAUACUCAAAUCAGUAGAAAAGAGCCCUUCUCGUGAACUUUGAAC
Rubroshorea leprosula is the source of this 2714-nucleotide messenger RNA. NCBI's taxonomy places the organism in Eukaryota, Viridiplantae, Streptophyta, Magnoliopsida, Malvales, Dipterocarpaceae. The record is from the annotation of a GenBank genome assembly.